Molecule: messenger RNA, 2423 nt
Organism: Papilio xuthus (Asian swallowtail)
Lineage: Eukaryota; Metazoa; Arthropoda; Insecta; Lepidoptera; Papilionidae
Product: sodium- and chloride-dependent glycine transporter 1
Exons: 12
Coding region: 695-2380 (561 amino acids)
Biological process (GO): amino acid import across plasma membrane; nitrogen compound transport; sodium ion transmembrane transport
Cellular component (GO): plasma membrane
Molecular function (GO): amino acid:sodium symporter activity
Source: RefSeq, a predicted model, not a curated record
UUCAUGAGGUUUAUAUCAUUACUACAAAAUACAAAGGUUUGCGUUUUCGAGCUGUUUUCAUGUAUCUUAUUUCUAAAACCAAUUUAAGCAUUGUCACGCCAUAUGACAUCUAUGACUGCUACGAAAGUGGUAAUUCCUUGAAAAUGUAUUGUAUUGUAUCUAAUUCCAAAAACACUACCAUUUUCCGGUUAUAAAUGAUUUAAGAUUGUAUGAAUUUGAAGCGAUAAUGACUCAGUGGGUGGUUUGCAGUCUCAUUAUCUAAGGUUACAUUCUCACUUAGCUUAUUAGAACCAAUUACCUUUUAUCCGUAAAUAACCUCUAUGAAAUUGGACUAAAACGUUAUAUUCAAUUUCGAGGAAGAGUCGUUUUAAUCCAAUUUGCCGUUCAAAGUUUUUAAAUCGUUAUUUAAAGUAUAACUAUAUAGGACCAGAGAAGAAAAUUUCUUUCUUUUACUUCUAAAAGUGUACUUAAAAAUGGCCUCUAAAAGUUAACCUUUCGUACAAAUCAAGUGACUAAAGUCCAUCUCAAUAUUACGACACGCACAAAAUUUUCCAUUUAUGUCGCCUGUGCUUUGAUUGAAGGCAAAGGACAAUAGGUGGAUAAGCAUCCAUAUCCUCAAUUAGUUUAAUGCCGCUAUCAGAAAGAAUUGCGGCGUUGGGGGGUCACGACCGACGAUAUAUUUAGUCCAGUUUCGAUGGCUGAUAGGUCGCACGAGCGUUGGGGCAGUCAGCUAGAGUAUCUGCUAUCAUGUCUAGGAUACGCCGUCGGUAUUGGAAACAUUUGGAGAUUCCCAUAUUUAUGUUAUAGGAAUGGAGGAGGUGCAUUUCUCAUACCAUAUUUCCUGACGCUUGUCAUCUGCGGCAUCCCGCUCGUGUAUUUAGAGACGACGCUGGGUCAGUUUGCGAGCGCAGGAUGUAUUUCUAUAUUCAACAUCAACCCACUGUUUAAAGGAGCGGGAUAUGCAGUGAUUUUAGUGAACAUAAUAGCUACAACGUACUUCGCUGCGAUUAUGUCAUUCCCCUUGCUGUACAUCUAUCAUUCGUUCACUUCUCCCCUACCCUGGCAGAGCUGCGGGAACACAUGGAACACUGAUCGUUGUUCUGAGUUAACUGGAAACUCGACAUCUGCAAUCGGUAGUACAGGUGCGGUAACAACACCCGAAGACGAAUUCUUCCAUAUACGUCUGCUGCAAAUGUCGCCAAGUAUUAACGAGAUCGGUGGCAUCGUGUGGCCUCUUUUCUGUUGCAACUUAAUAUGUUGGGUCUGCGUCUACCUCUGUAUAUGCGGAGGUGUCAAAAGCGUCGGUAAGAUUGUUUAUUUCACAGUUCUGUUUCCGUAUGUGGUGCUUUUUGCUCUGUUUAUACGCGGCGUGACUUUACCCGGCGCUGGACAAGGGAUCUUAUAUUUUAUACUACCCGAUUGGAGCCAGUUGAAGAAUCCUAAGGUAUGGGCAGAUGCUGCAACACAGAUAUUCUACUCGCUCGGACCUGGAUGGGGAGGUUUAGUUAGCAUGGCUAGCUUCAACAGAUUUCACUACGAUAAUUUGAGGUCAUCAAUAAUAAUACCAAUAGUGAACAGUGGUACAAGUAUUUGGGCUGGUUUCGUGGUGUUUUCUGUGCUUGGCUUUGCGGCGGAACGCGCCGGGGUGCCCGUCAGUCAAGUGGCGACUGCUGGUCCGGGACUAGCAUUCAUCACGUACCCAGCAGCUGUCACGUUAAUGCCGGCACCCAAUUUCUGGGCUAUAACUUUCUUUGUUAUGCUGUUCUUUCUUGGCAUUGAUACUAUGUUUGUGACAAUAGAAGCCGUGAUCACAGGUCUGUUAGACGAAUAUCCAAAGUUGCAUCGACGCAGAAAACUAAUAACUCUUAUGACUUGUUUAAUACUUUUUUCCAUUUCAACGAUCUGUAAUACCAAGGCUGGUCUACACAUAAUCGGUCUACUGGACUCGCACGUGGCAAUAGCUUGCGUGCCAAUCGUCUGCAUCAUGGAGUUGGUUGCAGCUGUCUACACAUACGGCCAGGACAAGCUCAGAACCGACGUUCUUUUCAUGACUGGCAGACCACUGAGGAGGUUCUGGCUGAUACUAUGGAGAUAUGUACUGCCAGUUAUUUUAAUGGUGGUGGCCGGCUAUUCGCUGCGUGAAGCGUCAGGCAUAGCUGGCUGGUGUGUUGCACUUGCGUCGGUCGUAUGCAUUCCUAUUUUUGCAGCGAAAACUAUUUAUAUGUCCAGAGGACCUGUUCUACAACGGAUCAAGGAGAAUUGUCGUGCGAACGCGCUCUGGGGCCCAGCGGAGACCGAAGUCCGCGCGCAGUGGAAUACAUUUCGCAAAAAAAAAUUGCACGUGCCCUUAGAUGUAUUAAAUAAUCAUGCAGACAAAUAACAAAAUAUUUUACUUUAAAAUAUAUGUUAUUAAAUAUACCAUA